AUGCUCACCCAGGACUCUCCUGACGUUUCGCUUGUUCCAAUUGGAGCUGCUGCAGGCCAAUCAGAGUCCAUCUAUUUGGCCAGCACCACGGAUUUUUUCUCCCCUAUUUCUUUAGACCCAUACAAUCAAGGGCGUAUUGCGUGUGCGAACACGCUGUCGGAUCUGUAUGCCAUAGGAGCCCAUCGAGUUGACACUAUUCUGAUGAUCCUCUCUGUUUCAACGAAGAUGCCGGAGAGUCAUCGUGAUAUCGUGACGCUAAAAAUGAUUCAAGGCUUCAACGAUGCAUGCAAGGAAGCUGGGACCAGGGUGACUGGUGGCCAAACGGUGUUCAACCCGUGGCCAAUCAUUGGUGGGUGUGCCACCACAACAGUAACCGAUAAGGACCUUGUGAGAGCUGACGGUUUGCAACUGGGUGAUGUCCUCGUUCUUACAAAGCCUUUAGGCUGUCAAGUAGCAGCCAAUCUUGCACUUUGGCUUGGGGAUCCGGCAAAGUGGCAGAAGGCCAGCACCCGAAUCGAUCUCGACACUGCCGUGCGUGCCGUGAAGAAGGCCGAGGCUGGAAUGAUGCGAUUGAACCGCAUGGCAGCAAUGUUGAUGUCCCUCUACGGCGCUCAUGGGGCCACCGAUGUGACUGGCUUCGGUUUGCUUGGCCAUGCCUCCAACCUGGCAGCCGUACAGAAAAACGACGUGUCUUUGGAAAUACAGAUGCUACCAAUCAUCAGAGGCCUCGCAGCGCUGGAGAGCAAUGUUGAUGCCAACUACCAAUUGACCAGCGGCUUUUCGGCAGAGACCUCAGGAGGGCUUCUUGUUGCACUGCCAGGAAAGGAAGCUGCGGAGCAGUACAUUGCGGCUCUACAGGCACCUGAGGCGGACGGACCAGAGGCUGAAGCCUGGAUCGUUGGGGAGGUUGUAGAAGGUGACCGGACAGCCCGACUUUGUGAGAACUGUACAGUCCUUGAAGUUUGA
Molecule: messenger RNA, 966 nt
Organism: Symbiodinium natans
Lineage: Eukaryota; Dinophyceae; Suessiales; Symbiodiniaceae
Source: the annotation of a GenBank genome assembly